Messenger RNA from Magnolia sinica, 4111 nucleotides. RefSeq lists its product as uncharacterized. The record is from RefSeq and is a predicted model, not a curated record. Gene Ontology annotation, biological process: mitotic chromosome condensation; meiotic chromosome condensation. Bases 50 to 4111 code for a protein of 1353 amino acids. Lineage: Eukaryota; Viridiplantae; Streptophyta; Magnoliopsida; Magnoliales; Magnoliaceae. The transcript has 9 exons. Gene Ontology annotation, molecular function: histone binding. Gene Ontology annotation, cellular component: condensed chromosome, centromeric region.
AGAGAGAGAGAGAGAGGUGAGAGAGAGCAGAAGCUCCAAGCCCUCCGCCAUGGAAGACGCUCUCUCCCAAAUAAUCACCGAGCUCGAAUCCCAGCACAACCUCCAAAACUCAAAUUCCGAAAACCCCAUUUCAGAAUCCGCUCUCCUUGGCCUCCAGACCCUCUUCGAUGACAACGAAUCCGACCGUCUAUGGGAAGAGCUCUCAUCCAAGAACCUCCCUCCAUCCAUUCUCGUCCGUCCGAUCUCCUCCGCGAUGGAUGCGGCCCACCCCCGGAUCUCCAUCUCAGCUUCUCACCUCUACCUCACAAUCCUCACCUCCCCCAAGUCCCCCAUCUACACCAUCUUCACGCCCGUCGCCUUCCUCUCCCUCCUCCGUUCUCUUCGCCGCUCUUUCAAGAACCAUCGAACCGUCCCGCCGGGAACCUCCGAUGUCGGGCCCCGCAGCAAGACCAAGAGAAGUAGAAAGGGAGGCGGUAGCCGGCGGAAUGCUUGCAGGGCCCACGAUGAAGAGGCAGAGGAUGACCCCAAUAGGGGGGCUCAUCUUGAUAUCAGGCUUGUAUUCUCUGUUCUUGAAAAAUUGGAAUCUGUUCUUGAUCUGAUUCAUCUCAAUCGGUUUCCGGAUACUCUCAAAUCUUUAGUAGAAACCGUCGCUGGGAUUCCCAUAAUGGCUCUCGAGUCGUAUGAUAAUUCUGCGAAUUUUAAUGGGUUGUGCGAUCUCUGCUUUCGGAUUCUGCAUGGCGUUUUACGGCCUGAGCAUGGCGAUCAAACUGUUGCAGCCGUUGAAGUUCUUAAGUCGCUGUCGCCGUCAAUUCUGCUGCUGAAAUCUCAGGUGAAGACGUUUGCGUUGAGAUUUGUGACAGGUAGGAUGAUGGCUGCAGCGAAGGAUUGCGAGGCGGUUAGGAAAGCUGUUGUGUAUCUUCCAAGGUACCUAGUUAAUAAGGCACCGGAGAAGUCUGAGUCGCGGGCGUCAGCGGUUGAUUCGAUCAUAGAAGUUGUCCGGGCCAUGGAAUUGGACGAUCAGAUCGGUUUCGCUGAUUAUGUGGUGGAGCUGACGCAUGGAAAGGCACAGCUAAGGCUCAUAGCAGUUGACCUGAUUUUUACGAUGCUGACGACGUUGCGUAACCCACUUGGGGUGAAUUUAACAGAUGGGGUUGCAGAUGAGGGCGGGAGCUGGUGGGGCAUUAGAUGUUUGGAAGCUUUGAUUGAGUGCUGCUCUGAUGUGGUGGCGGGGAUCCGAGCACGGGCUCUGACAAAUGUGGCCCAGGCGAUUGGGUUCCUGGUGGGCAAUCCCGGGAACUGUGCCCGGUUGCAGGAAGUGAUGGGUUUUGGAAAUGCAGGGGUCCACAGAGGCUCAGCUGGAGGAUUGAAUGAGCUGUUGAGGAAGAGGUGUGUGGAUGAGAAGGCAGCUGUGAGGAAGGCUGCUCUUCUACUCAUUAUCAAAUCUACGGAUCUGAAUGGGAGCUGCAUUGAUGAAGUCAUGCUCAAGACAAUUGCCAUUGCCUGCUCAGACCCGCUUGUUAGCAUUCGCAAAGCCGGUGUAUUGGCGUUGUCGGAGGUAUUUCGAAAAUUCUCAGAAAGUAGUGUGAUCACCGAGUGGCUUCAUGCCAUUCCACGGCUGAUAACGGACAAUGAAACAAGCAUUCAAACGGAAUGCGAGAACUUGUUCCAGGAACUGAUAUUGGAUCGAGUGUCCAGAUUUGGGUCUGCAAGUUCAAGCAGUAACACAACCAGCCAUGCCAGUACAAGUUUGAAAUGGAGUUUAGAAGGGGAACUGGAGUCGAUCUUUUCCCAAGGCGUGUUGGUUUUACUGAAAGGGAUCUGUGAUGGCGAGGUGGCGCCUUGCGUGAGGAAGAUCUGCACUAGCCUCGGCAAGAAGAAGCAGCUCAGGCCUGCCAUUGCCACUGCACUUCAGAAUAUCAUAAAUACCUCCGAAUCGAUCUGGUUGAACCAUUCGAUGCCAAUAGAGAAGUGGACUGCUCCUCCAGGCGCUUGGCUUCUUCUUUCUGAGGUUUCAUCCUUCCUGCUGAAAGCAGUGAAAUGGGAGUUCCUGCACCAUCACUGGCAGCUCCUUGACAAUAGUAAAUCGAAAGGUGAGGUUUUCAGUCCCGUUAGGAAAGAAGAGAUGGCUUCACUAAGUGAUGUUGAUUCCAGUUCCAUUGCUUGGGCUGGAGAUCGCGUUUUCCUGUUACAGACUAUUUCCAAUGUUUCUGUGGAGCUGCCAUCAGAGCCUGCUGCAGAACUCGCACACGACUUGCUUCAACGGAUUGAGGAGUUCAACAUGCACUCGGCAGAGGUUAAUGCUCAUGUGAAAGCCCUCAGAACCAUAUGCAAGCAGAAGGCUACGAACUCGGAGGAGGGUGAUAGCCUUGUGUUGAAAUGGGUGCAUCAGUUAAUCUCCAAGGCGAUCUGCAUUCUCAACAACUACAUGCUGGAGGUCUCAGAAGCCAGCAAAGAUGAUACUUUUCUAACACCGCCCCGAAGUGGCAAUAGAAAGGGAAAGAGGGAAGCAAUUGCAUCUGAGUCGCUGUCCAGAGCCGUGACUGCAGUUUUUACUGUCGGGUCGUUGGUUGUGGUUAGCCCUUCGGCGGAUUUGAAGGGCAUUGUCCCCCUGUUACACACCAUCAUCACGUCCGGAAGUUCCAAAGCUAAGCCUAAAGAACUUGCUGGCUUGACAGUUUCGAUCAAACAGGUGGCCCUGACUUUGUACAUUCAAUCCUGGAUGACAAUGGGAAAGAUUUGCCUUGCAGAUGGCAAGCUAGCAAAGCGCUACAUCCCCCUCUUCGUGCAGGAGCUCGAGAAGAGUGACAGUGCAGCCCUUCGCAACAAUAUUGUGGUGGUGAUGGCUGAUUUUUGUGUUCGUUAUACCGCUUUAGUCGAUUGUUAUAUACCUAAGAUCACUAGUUCUCUUCGUGAUCCGUGUGAGGUUGUUCGAAGACAGACAUUCAUCCUGCUCUCAAGAUUAUUGCAGAGGGACUAUGUAAAAUGGCGAGGAGUGUUGUUCCUUCGAUUCCUCUUAUCUCUUGUUGAUGAAUCUGAGAAGAUAAGACACCAAGCAGAUUUCCUCUUCGGGAGCAUCCUAAAAGCAAAGGCACCGCUUCUGGCAUAUAACAGUUUCGUAGAAGCCAUUUUUAUUCUCAACGACUGCAACAUGCAUUCCGGGCUCAGCGAGUCUCAUGGCUCGCACGGUCGUCGUCUUUUCUCCAUCAGAGGCAAUGACGAGAGGUCGCGGUCGAAACGGAUGCAUAUCUAUGUUUCCUUGCUGAAACAAAUGGCGCCUGAGCACCUGUUAGCCACGUCCGCAAAGCUCUGUGCAGAGAUCCUGGCAGCCGCUUCUGAUGGCGCGCUCAAUCUUGAUGAUGUGACUGGACAGUCUGUACUUCAGGAUGCCUUUCAAAUACUUGCCUGCAAGGAGAUGCGGAUCCAACCGCAUCGUGCUGCCGCUGCGGCCGAGAUAGAUGAAGAAGGUGGGGAUUGUGGGGGUGCCGUCUCGUCCGCCAGAGGAAGGGUGGUCACGCAGGUAGCUAAGAAGAACUUGAUCCAAAAUGCGAUUCCCAUCUUCAUCGAGCUGAAGCGGCUACUUGAGAGCAAGAACAGCCCACUCACGGGCUGCCUCAUGGAAUGCCUCAGGGCCCUCCUCAAAGAGUACAAGAAUGAGAUGGAUGACAUCUUGGUUGCUGACAAGCAGCUUCAAAAGGAGCUCAUCUAUGAUAUGCAUAAGUACGAAACGGCAAAGACGAGAUCCACAGUUGCUGAUGCUGUUGCCAGCAUACAAAGAUCGGCCGCCCCUCGAUCACCCACAUCACGUACCGCUGGCGCAACUUCUGGUGCGCCUAGAGCUAGUACUGGAAAUAGGGUGCAUGAAAAGUUGGCUGGGAAAUUGGGAGCUGGUGAUGAGAUUGCGUCUGCUGUAGCAGAUGUGGCCGCUGCAGCCACCGUCAGGUCUGUUCUCAAGGACAUGAAUAAGGGGACGUCCACCCCGCCUCUGCAUUCGAUGAGCAUGCCCAAGCUCAAGACGACAUCGGGCGGAGAUGCCGCGAGAGGAAACCUCCCUCCAGAUGUGUUGGAGUCUUUAAGGAGAAGGCAAUCUUUUGAUUUGGACAAUGAGAACUAA